GUUGCUCUUCUUCUUGUCAAAAACAAAAAGGACUAAAGACGAGGAAGCAGAAGAGGACACAAACUGUCACCUCCAGCUCUCCGAGACAGCAUGAAACUAACUCUGCUGACUGAGAGGAAGCUUUUAAUGUGACACUUAAUGAGAUAUUAAGUUUAUACAGCUGAAAAAAAGUCCAUCUCGCUCGUUUCCCUCCUCUGCUGGAGUGAGCUAGCUUAGCCUGUUAGCUCAACCGUGCGAAACAAGGAAGUCUGAAUGAACUUUGCUGCUAGCCUGCUCGCUAGCCGUGUAGCUGCUUUGAUUCAUUGUGCAGCUGAAGAGGCUCUUUGUCAGCUCUGCGGUGCUCAUACUGAUUAUCCGUGAAAGCGAAUCAAUCGGUAUUUCGAUCCAAUCUAACGUUAACCGGACUGGUGGUGCAGCAGCGUGCUUCGCUUCAGAGAUGAUUCCCGAUAAAGCGCCGAAGGAAGACGUCUUCCACGGAUCCGGGGAGCUGAAGAAGGAGGCUCACAUCCCCAACUUUGAGAAAUAUAAGGAGCUCUACACGCAAUCCGUAGAGAAUCCCGAUGAGUUUUGGGGUGACAUCGCCAAAGACUUCUUCUGGAAGACCAAACACACGGGCCGCUUCCUCGACUACAACUUCGACGUGACCAAAGGUGAAAUCUUCAUCAAGUUUAUGGAAGGAGCCUCCACCAACAUCUGCUACAACGUCCUCGACCGCAACGUCCACGAGAAGAAACUAGGAGAUAGAGUGGCCUUCUACUGGGAAGGAAACGAGCCCGGUGAUGAGUUGACGGUGACCUACAGAGAGCUGCUGCAGAGGGUCUGUCAGUUUGCCAACGUCCUGAAGUCGCAGGGAGUGAAGAAGGGCGACCGUGUGUCCAUUUACAUGCCCAUGGUGGUGGAGCUGGUGGUAGCCAUGUUGGCCUGCGUCCGCAUCGGAGCCGUUCACUCCAUAGUGUUUGCAGGUUUCUCUGCUGAGUCUCUGUGUGAGAGGAUCCUGGACUCACAGUGUUCACUGCUCAUCACAGCGGAUGGCUUCUAUCGAGGAGAUAAGCUGAUCAACCUGAAGCUGUUAGCUGACGAAGCGCUGCAGAAAUGCAGAGACAAGGGUUUUCCGGUUCAGAGGUGUAUCAUGCUGAAACACUUGUCCAAAGACGCAGAAGAGUCUCCUCUGGGUUCUCAGUCUCCUCCCGCCAAACGCCCCUGUCCUGAUCUGCAGCAGGAGAAACAGACAGGGAGAGUAAAGAAAACGCGUCCUGUUCUGCAGGUCCCGUGGAACCCGGAGGUGGAUCUGUGUUGGCACGCUCUGGUGCGUGGAGCGUCGGACGAGUGUGAACCAGAAUGGUGCGAUUCUGAAGAUCCUCUCUUCAUCCUCUACACCAGCGGCUCCACCGGCAAACCGAAGGGUGUUCUUCACACCGUCAGCGGCUACAUGCUCUACACUGCCACCACCUUCAAGCUGGUGUUUGACCACCAGCCGGACGACAUCUACUGGUGCACGGCAGACAUCGGCUGGAUCACCGGACACUCCUACAUCACCUACGGUCCGCUGGCCAACGGAGCCACCAGCGUCCUGUUUGAGGGUCUGCCCACCUACCCAGACGUGAGCCGUAUGUGGGAGAUUGUGGACAAAUACCAUGUGACCAAGUUCUACACAGCGCCCACCGCCAUCAGACUGCUGAUGAAGUACGGCAGCGAGCCGGUGAAGAAGUAUAAACGAGAGUCUUUGAAGGUUUUGGGGACGGUCGGCGAGCCCAUCAACCCUGAGGCCUGGCAGUGGUACUACAACGUGGUGGGAGACAAGAGAUGCCCCGUCGUCGACACCUUCUGGCAGACAGAAACCGGUGGACAUGUGUUGACUCCUCUACCUGCAGCCACACCCAUGAAACCAGGAUCUGCUACGUUCCCGUUCUUCGGAGUCGUGCCGGCCAUCUUGAAUGAGUCAGGAGAGGAGCUGGAGGGUCCGAGUGAAGGAUACCUGGUGUUCAAACAGCCGUGGCCCGGCGUGAUGAGGACGGUCUACGGAAACCAGCAGAGGUUUGAAACCACCUACUUCAAGAAGUUCCCCGGAUACUACGUCACAGGAGACGGUUGCCGUAGAGACAAGGACGGCUAUUACUGGAUAACAGGGAGGAUAGACGACAUGCUGAAUGUCUCAGGUCACUUGUUGAGUACAGCGGAGGUGGAGUCGGCUCUGGUGGAGCACGAGUCCGUCGCCGAGGCCGCGGUGGUGGGUAGACCUCAUCCUGUCAAAGGAGAAAGUCUCUACUGCUUCGUAACUCUCACUGAGGGAGUGACGUACAACCGCACGCUGGAGGCAGAGCUCAGAAAACAAGUGAGGGAGAAGAUCGGUGCCAUCGCUACACCAGACUACAUCCAGAACGCACCAGGACUCCCAAAGACCAGAUCUGGUAAGAUCAUGCGACGGGUGCUCCGCAAAAUCGCCUGCGACGAAAGGGACCUUGGCGACAUCUCCACGCUGGCGGACACGUCGGUGGUCGAUCAGCUCUUCCAGAACAGAUGCUGCUCUGCGGUGUGACGGCCUCGAAGAUCCUCGCAGGGAGCCUCCGACUGCAGCCGCACGCCAGCGGCCACAAAUCCAACCAGGGAAGAAAAAAGAGGAGGAGGAGGAGGAGGAGGAGGAGGAGGAAGGAGAAAGGAGGAGGAAAUUCCAAGAACUUGGUCUUGUCCAGCAAACAACCUUUUAGCUCCUGAUGAGGACGAGUGCAGCAGAGCCUGUAUUUAAAAAAUGACCCCCACUGUCCAUCAUAAGGUUUGCCAACAUCUGUCUGGUAACUGGUAGAAACUUCACGCUAACAAUAGUUAACUGAUUAUUUUAACAGCCAGAAGCAAAGUCUAGGAAUUAAUAAGUACAUCAAAAGUAGACGUUGAAACUGCAGUUAAAAUACAAGGCAGUGAUGUUUUAUGAUAGCGAGAAGCCAGGGGUUGUUUCUGGGUGAGAGGUAACACUUCAUUUCAGGUUUAUUUCAGUGUUUAAGCCAAUAACACACAACAAUAUCUACUUCUCUACUGCUAACUAAAGAUCUAGUUUCAGUAUUUGUACAGUAGUGAGUCAUCUGUCAACACAAUAGUUUUUUCUGUGGUCAAAAGAUGAGUAAACACACUGGAAUAAGUCCCAUAUGAAGUGUUACCUUUAACUGCCCUGUAGUUAAUAUAACAAGUCGUCUCCUCCCCUCGCUCGAUGCCAUAGUACUGUUAUGUACACUGAUGAUCAGCUGAAUCUCAGAACGCUCAAUAUUUCUACUAGUUUUAAUUUCUAUUGUAUUUUUUUAAACAAAUAUGUAGAUUUUUGUCAUUUUUUUUUUCUGUUUUUAUUUCAACUGAUUUUUUUGACAUAGGUUUUGAUGGGUAUUUUUGUUAGUAUGUCUGCACGCUUGUUUGUUCUUUUUCUUCUUUAAGUUGUAGAAAAGCCAUCAGACUCUUCUGUCAGUCUGGGAAAUGUGUUCGACGUCAUAAAGCUCAGACACCAAACAUCUGGCUCCUCUCAAAAGCCCCAAACCAGCUGCUGGUCACCAAAAGACCAAACACUGUUUCUAAACCUGAAAACAAGAGUCAAAUUUGGUUUCACCAUGUUUAGUUCCACAUUUCAUUCAGACUUUAUAAGAGUCUCUAAUUAAUAAAGGUACCAGAAUCACUUCCAAACGGCUGUAAUUAUAGAAGGGAAGCAUGGAUCAUGAUAGUGGUAUUACUAUAAAAAAUAAUAAAUGUUCCUUUAAAUCAAAGCUAAGGCUCAGUUGUCAAUAAGACAUCAUUGGUGUCAUUAUUCAUGGCUUUUGUUUAUUCAUUUCGAGGAAACAAGAGUAUUUAAGAUUGUCUUUAUCAAAGAAAAGUCAACCUGUUUGUGGAUCAAAACAAGAACCUUUCAAGCAAAAGUACAUCGCAUCAACGUAAUAACUGAACUAGGAGCUAAUUUGGGGCUUGAACGGUUUCUAUUCUCAGUUUGGUUUGUAGACAUCUGUGGUUUUGAGAAUUUGAUUCUGACUAUUUGAGUGAGAUGAACCAGAAGCAGGACCUCCGUAUAGAUUUAUCAUCAGCUUUUCAUUAUUAUUUUUUAAAAUUUUUUUGCUGUUUGUGUCUGAAUGUGCCAACCUAUGGUAAAUAACAGUGGAGCUGGGUGUAAAAAGAUAAUAAUCUAAUGUUUAAAAAAAGUGCAGCUGCUUAUUUGAUUCAAAAGCAUUUUUUUUUGUCUGUAUAAUAUCUCUAAUGAAGGAAAGAGAACAUUGCUGUUUGUUUUUUUUCUGUUCAUCCUCAGUUUUGUGUUGUUUUCAUUUCCCUGUUUGUAUCAAAGUGUAUGCAAUGACAGUAAAUGGACAUGACUACUGCCUCUCA
This is a messenger RNA of Thunnus maccoyii (southern bluefin tuna), 4347 nucleotides long. It is a transcript of the gene acss2, whose product is annotated as acyl-CoA synthetase short chain family member 2. Gene Ontology annotation, cellular component: cytoplasm. Gene Ontology annotation, biological process: acetyl-CoA biosynthetic process. Gene Ontology annotation, molecular function: acetyl-CoA synthetase activity. NCBI's taxonomy places the organism in Eukaryota, Metazoa, Chordata, Actinopteri, Scombriformes, Scombridae. The transcript has 19 exons. The record is from RefSeq and is a predicted model, not a curated record. Bases 437 to 2536 code for a protein of 699 amino acids.